Messenger RNA from Colletotrichum acutatum, 2355 nucleotides. RefSeq names its product fungal-specific transcription factor domain-containing protein. The coding region runs from base 1 to 2355 and encodes 784 amino acids. Gene Ontology annotation, cellular component: nucleus. The transcript is spliced from 2 exons. NCBI's taxonomy places the organism in Eukaryota, Fungi, Ascomycota, Sordariomycetes, Glomerellales, Glomerellaceae. Gene Ontology annotation, biological process: positive regulation of transcription by RNA polymerase II. The record is from RefSeq and is a predicted model, not a curated record. Gene Ontology annotation, molecular function: zinc ion binding; DNA-binding transcription factor activity, RNA polymerase II-specific; transcription cis-regulatory region binding.
AUGCCUGCCCGUCCGGCCACCAGAGGGUCCAAAUCCGGGGUAAAGCCGCCUCCUCCAAAAGGAAAGCCAACAGCGAAGACGAGGACCACCACCGACAGCGCUGCCCCAACAAAGAAGGUCCCUCGCUCAAGAACGUUCACAGGCUGCCGCACAUGCAGAAGUCGCCAUCUAAAGUGUGAUGAGGCCCGCCCAGUAUGCUCAUCCUGCCGCCGCCUCAAUCUCGUCUGCGAGGGCUACGAUGGCCAGCUCCUGUGGGUUCCGGACCCCCUGUGCUCCGCCGAGCAGAAGCACGCUCAUCGCGGCACGUCCUACCGGUACCCGCUUUUCACUGAGGAGGAGAGAAAGACGAUGAGUGUCGAGAUUGUGACGAGCAUGGGGCGCCAGUCUGCCGGCGAUAUUGUUCUGGAUCUCGACGAGAAGAGCGUUCAUAGGGACGAUGCGCAUGUAGCUGGUCCGUUUGGUGUGUUUAGGGCCUUUGAUGGCUCUCCGGAUGCUGGAUCGUCGCCGUUGCAGCAUUCUUUGUCUGAGAGCUCGCCUAAUACCUCGCCAUCCGAUGCCUUGCCAGAGACGGUGGACGGCGAGCUCGAUGAAGAUACCGAGGAGGUUGUCAUCGAGCCUUGGUCCGUUGACGAUAACUCCUUAGCUCUAGAGCCAUAUUUCUUACCUGGACCGUUCGACAACUUCAGCACCGAAGGCAUGAUCAAUAACAUGAGCCAGCCGUGGAUGCAUGGCGAAGGGUCGGGAAGUUUGUCUCACAUGAUGGCAAUGGACAACUCUGCACUAGAUCUUUUCUUUUCGCCAUUAUCCCCGCGCACGCCAGCAAUGGCUCAUACCGAGCUUGGGCCAGCGGAGGAUACAAAUAACCGACGCCAGAACCAUGAUAGGGUCCAAACCCAUAUAGAAGAACCGGCCAGUCCUUCGACAGACGAGCAAGACCUGUCGAUCUCGCGCAAGCUUUCUACACCCUUUACUAACAAUAUGCCGGCAAUCGAACCAUGCUUGCCGUCACAUGCAGCUUCCCUCUUACGAUACUACAAGACUAUGGAAUCGUCGUCGUCCGUCAAGGGUAUGAGGAUAUCACCGUGGCAGCUCUGGCUCCUGCCUUGCGCUCUAGAAACCUUUGCGGAACUGUCUCUCUGGAACACGACUUCGCAUACCCGUCACAGUAUCUUGUGUACGUUGCUAGCAAAGAGCGCCUUUCAUAUGCAUCAGUCUUCGAACAAGGAAAGCCAGAAGUCAACAAGACAGUGGCUGGAUAUUGGACAGAACUAUCAAAAGAGUGCCCAGUCGCAUCUCAAAAUGGCUUUACAAGGCGAAUCUGAUGAACCAAGUCAGGCCAAAUACAACGAGAUCCUCAUGGCUAUUCUUGCUACAGCCAUGGUAUCGGUUCUCUAUAAUGGAUCCCGCGCAGUAAAGAUCUUCCUCCUCGAUGCCGAACGCCUGAUCCGUCUCCGCGGCCUAGCGAUGCCCAAAUCCUUCCACGUCCGCGUCCUACACCAUGUCUACACACACCUUCGCGUUAUUGCAGAGAGUACAGACAUUGCUAUAGACUCUGCAAAAUCCCAAGCGCAGGCAGCAACCGAGAUGGCGGUGUCGCUCCGCAAGUUCCGUAUUGCAGAAGAUUCUCUCGGCGCCGACCUCGACCUGUCACGGGAGAAGCCCGCAGAGGUCGGCUACGCGGAUAUUCAUCUAGAUGUUUCUGGCCACUGGCCUGUGACGAUGUACCCAGAGAUCUAUGGUGUGCCAGAGUCACUGAUGACGCUGCUGUCGCAGACCAUUAGCUUCGCCAAUGAAAAGACCAAGCUGGAAGCCAUGGCUAUGUACGACCACCGCAUCUCAAUGGCCUUGUCGCGCCAUAUUAAACAAUUGGAGCAGAAUAUCUGGUCCUGGUCACUGGGAUCGUCGGAUAUGCAAAGUGGGCCGAGUCGUCCUCGGGAACUCGUCACUCAAGAGACGAAGCUCGUAGACCAUCCUAUCAUCCGAUAUCUGACGCUUGCCAUGCACCAGGCACUUAUCAUCUACUUUUACCGUCGCGUCUACAACAUGAGCGCAAUGGUAAUUCAGGAUUCUGUACGUAAGACGCUGGAUUUCAUUCAGCCGUGCCUUGAAGAGACAGCGGACGAUCACGACUUUGCGACGAGCAUAGGGUGGGCAGCUUUCAUUGCUGCGUGCGAGGCUACAACGCCUGAUUUACAAGAGAUGGGCCUCAAAGUGCUUCAGGCAAUUGAUAAUAGCGGCGUGAUAUUUGGUACGGAUAAGCCUAGUGUUUUGGCCCAGAGUGUAUGGGAUAAAAGGACGGAGACCGGUGAUUGGACUUUGAGCUGGCCGGACAUGAUGAAUACUAUUCCGAGGUGA